CACAAAAAAAUACAGUUGAAAAAAUGAACGAACAAUCUACAGAUUACCUACCCAACACAAAUAAACUACAACCUAAACAAAAAAAGUAUCGAACUACUAAAAAGGAGAUAGAAAUACUUUCCGCAUUGAAAGUAUAUAAAGAUAAACUACCAGAUGAUGCCAUUGCUUCUGUUUAUGAAAAUUUAUCAGAAAUUUGA
Funneliformis caledonium is the source of this 197-nucleotide messenger RNA. Lineage: Eukaryota; Fungi; Glomeromycota; Glomeromycetes; Glomerales; Glomeraceae. The record is from the annotation of a GenBank genome assembly.